Hevea brasiliensis (rubber tree) is the source of this 895-nucleotide messenger RNA. RefSeq lists its product as uncharacterized. Lineage: Eukaryota; Viridiplantae; Streptophyta; Magnoliopsida; Malpighiales; Euphorbiaceae. Bases 256 to 657 code for a protein of 133 amino acids. The transcript has 3 exons. The record is from RefSeq and is a predicted model, not a curated record.
UCAAGUCCCCUGUGUCCUUCUUUCACUCUCAGCCAACCAAAUGCUGUGUGUCCUUCACUUGGAGUGAUUCCUCACUUCCAACUCUCUCUCUCUCUUAUAAUUUGUGGUUAAUCUUUAAAUAAAUGGGUAGUUUUCAUUUGCUACCGUUUGAAUGAUUGCUAAAGAGAUGAUUAUAGAACAGGGAUUGCAACUCGCCAGAAGGUUACUACUUAUCUUUUGCUUAUUGAGACUUUGAUUACGAGGAAAAAGGAGACAAUGCAUCAUCUACCAGUCAAAAGUAACCUCCUUGAUUCAGGAUCAAACCCAACCAAACUUGGGUUUGGAGGCAAUAACCAACCCCUUUGCCCUAAACCUCGCCGCCUCGGACCUGCCAUACCUGAAUUUCUCAGACCCCUCAGAUGUAGCAAGCACAGCCAACCUAUUUCUGAUGGAAGGAGUGGAAUUUUGAACUUGAUUACUGAUAAGGGAAAUGAAGGUAGAGAAUCAAUAUGCGGUGGGUGCUCUCCAUCUUGUUAUUCAGGAUCUCCUCCAGGAAGAACAGAUAAUCCAUUGGUUCAUGAUGCGCAUUUUAUCCAUCAGAUGGAGCUUCUUUCACCAUUUACACGAACCAAGCUUUCUGAUAAGUUUGGCUUCACCUCUGCAGCUUCUCCAAUUUGAGAAUCAUCAAGCAGUCAACAAUGGCUGUUGAAAGAAUUGAGGAAUAUCAUCCGUGAAAUGGGAUUUCCUUCACCACGAGUACCAUCUUUUUGUAGCGUUGAUUAAUUAGUAUGAGCCUUUUUUUGUCAUAAUCUAAUCAUGGAUUUUGUGUCUCCUUUUGUAAGUACCAUAUGAGAUGGGCACAUUCAUUUGUUUCUUUUUGUACAUAUUAUUAUUAAAACAUAAAAAUUUUUUGACA